GGGCAGUGGCAAAUUGGCAACACAAAAACACUUGUGCAUUUCCGAGAGAAUUAAGGAUAGAGGGAGUUGUAGAGAUAUGGCCUUACCCAAGACAAUGAUUUACAUUAGUGUCCUCUUCAUAUUAUGUGCUUGUCUGGAAAAACAAGAUUGCUCAGAAACUACAAAUGUAAGACAGCCCUCACCCUGGAAUAGAGUAGAAGUUCUUUCUAGAGAAAAGAGAGAGGUGGCAGUAUCCGUCUCUGAGAAAAUUGCUGAAAUUGAGGUGGACAUCGUUGAUAUUCCAGAUUACAUAAUAGAGCUAAUAAAGGCCACAGUGAGUGGACUAACCUACCCCAUUGCUUUGACCAAUGACUUCAAUGUAACAGCUGUGAACAUUACAACUGAAUGCUUCCCAAACAGCACAUGCGUAUGUGGGGAGCAGUAUGGUUGGCCAUGCGACAAGUGUCUCUCUUAUGGGUCCUGUGACAAGAUCGCUGAGAACACGUGUGGAUGUAUCAAUUCAAUUCCUGGUGAUGGACAGUUCUGUCAACCAAUCUCAAAUUUGACGGCCUGUCCAUCUCCCACAACAGGGACAGUAAUCAUCUCUGAGAAAAUUGCUGAAAUUGAGGUGGACAUCGCUGAUAUUCCAGAUUACAUAAUAGAGCUAAUAAAGGCCACAGUGAGUGGACUAACCUACCCCAUUGCUUUGACCAAUGACCUCAAUGUAACAGCUGUGAACAUUACUACUGAAUGCUUCCCAAACAACACAUGCAUAUGUGGGGACCAGUAUGGUUGGCCAUGCGACAAGUGUCUCUCUUAUGGGUCCUGUGACAAGAUCGCUGAGAACACGUGUGGAUGUAUCAAUUCAAUUCCUAGUGAUGGACAGUUCUGUCAACCAAUCUCAAAUUUGACGGCAUGUCCAUCUCCGACACCAGAGAGAGUAAUCAUCUCUGAGAAAAUUGCUGAAAUUGAGGUGGACAUCGCUGAUAUUCCAGAUUACAUAAUAGAGCUAAUAAAGGCCACAGUGAGUGGACUAACCUACCCCAUUGCUUUGACCAAUGACCUCAAUGUAACAGCUGUGAACAUUACUACUGAAUGCUUCCCAAACAGCACAUGCGUAUGUGGGGAGCAGUAUGGUUGGCCAUGUGACAAGUGUCUCUCUUAUGGGUCCUGUGACAAGAUCGCUGAGAACAUGUGUGGAUGUAUCAAUUCAAUUCCUAGUGAUGGACAGUUCUGUCAACAAAUCUCAAAUUUGACGGCAUGUCCAUCUCCCACAACAGAGACAGUAAUCAUCUCUGAGAAAAUUGCUGAAAUUGAGGUGGACAUCGCUGAUAUUCCAGAUUACAUAAUAGAGCUAAUAAAGGCCACAGUGAGUGGACUAACCUACCCCAUUGCUUUGACCAAUGACCUCAAUGUGACAGCUGUGAACAUUACUACUGAAUGCUUCCCAAACAACACAUGCGUAUGUGAGGACCAGUAUGGUUGGCCAUGCGACAAGUGUCUCUCUUAUGGGUCCUGUGACAAGAUCGCUGAGAACAUGUGUGGAUGUAUCAAUUCAAUUCCUAGUGAUGGACAGUUCUGUCAACCAAUCUCAAAUUUGACGGCAUGUCCAUCUUCCACACCAGCGCCAACAGCAACACCAUCCACAGCAAUUUCACCAACAACACCUUCCGUAAAGACAUUGGACUUACAAUUGACUAUGGAUAUCACUUUUGACCCUGCCUUCAAUGAUGAAAAUAAUGCAGUGUUCAAAGAUGUUAAUCAGGCUAUCAGAAACGUUUAUCAGAGAAACAUUGAAGGCUUCGUGUCUUCAACAUUAAAUCAAUUUGUGAAGGGAAGUGUUAUUGCAGAAUAUACUAUCAAGUCAAUCAUUCUACGUUAUUCGGAUGUUGCAAAUGCAAAAGCUGAAAUUGUCCAAGUACUUGGAGCGAAAUAUCAAAUUUAUUUUACCUGCUUUAAUGAUACAGUAUUUGGCAAUGGGCAACUUAAUGAUAUUGUUAUAGCUGACUGCAAAUCAGAUGAAGUGGGUCAAAGGACAGCUAGAUGUCUAAAAAAUGGAACAUUUUCAGUUUUGGAGGAUACUUGUGUCCUACAAAAAAUUAAAGCACUGUUUGAGGAAUCUCAGACUUUAGUUGGGACGAAUCUUCCGUCUUUUCUAGAAAGACUCAGCAAUAGCACUCGUAACCUCACAGAGAGAAUAGUUUCAUCACCUGCAACUAUUUCUACUAUUGUUAAUAUUCUGGUAAAUGUUGCAAAUGUGUCCCGAAGUACCGCUAUUAACAGAUUUAUGAUGAGGAAUUUUCUGGAAACGGCAGAUGUUCUUACUUCAAAUGGAGCAAUUAACUCGUGGAAAGUUCUUAAUGCCAAUGUUACAAAAAAUGACAACUCACACUUUCUGGAAAGCAUUGAAAUCAUUUCUAAUUUUCUCACCAAUGACUCUUUUGAAAUAGAAACACAGCUCAUUAUUUUAAACAAAACCACAUUCAACAGUUUUCUAAAUAAUGGAUUUAAUUUGAACUCAUCGGUUCAGAUAGACAUAUCGACAUUGAAUUCUUCCUUCAAUUCAAUCACCACCAUUGCAUUUGCCUCCAUGAAUAAUGUUUUACCCAUCAGAAAAAGCAGUCUGAACGACAACAUCAGCUCUAUCAAUGGAGAAGUAGUGCUGGUCAAAUCAAAUACCACAAUCAAUAACGUGACUUUCCGUUUUGAUGUACUGAACAAGACCCUCGGUAAUCCUCAGUGUGUCUUUUGGAACUUCACCCAUUUUGACGGCCUUGGAGGAUGGGAUGAUACAGGAUGUCAACUGCAGUCUAAUGGGAAUGGCAUGGUCACCUGUAACUGUAACCAUAUUACCUCCUUCUCCAUUUUGAUGUCACCAGACGCUCCAGAUGAUCCAGUUCUCUCUUACAUUACAUUCAUUGGCGUAGGCAUAUCGAUGGGUAGUUUAGUCUUAUGUCUAAUCAUUGAGGCUAUAGUCUGGAAUGCAGUGACCAGAAACAACACCUCCUACAUUCGUCACGUUGCCAUUGUGAACAUUGCUGUGUCUCUCCUGAUUGCUGACAUUUGGUUCAUUAUUGGUGCCUCUAUUUCAGAACAAGACCCACUACCUGUCAGUUCAUGUAAUGCAGCUACAUUUUUCAUCCACUUUUUCUACCUUGCUCUUUUCUUCUGGAUGUUGAUCACAGGACUUCUGCUGCUCUAUCGGACAGUCAUGGUAUUUUCACAUAUGUCAAAAUCAAGCAUGCUGGCUAUAGGUUACACAGUGGGCUACGUGGCACCGCUCAUCAUUGCUGUAAUUACUGUGGCCGCUACAGCGCCAGGAAAUGCCUACAUUAGGGAAGGUGGUCCAUGCUGGCUCAACUGGUACCAGUCCAAGGCCCUACUUGCCUUUGUAAUCCCAGCCCUGAUCAUAGUGGCCAUCAACCUUGUGAUCCUGAUUGUGGUUCUGUACAAAAUGCUGAGGAGAGGUGUGGGGGACACCACCCAGUCAGAUGAAAAAAAUGCUUUUGUGGUCAUUGCCCGCUGCCUGGCUAUUCUGACUCCCAUUUUUGGCCUUACUUGGGGACUGGGAGUAGGAAUCAUGGUUGAUCCAACAAAUAGGGGAAUCAAUAUUGUGUUUGCCCUCUUCAACUCAUUGCAGGGUUUCUUCAUUUUGGUGUUUGGAACACUUUUAGACAAAAAGAUUUGGGAAGUCCUUGCAGGAAUAUUAUCUUUCAACAAUGUGUCAUCCAACCGGACAAGGAGCACAAGUGAUGAAACAUUAUCAUCCAGUGGAUUCCACAACUUUCUGAAAAGAAGAAGAAAUGUUUUCAAUGUUUCAGUGCCUUCAGAAUCGGGAAUUACAGGUGUACAGCAAGGUUCUCCAGGAUUCAACCAAUAACCUCAUGUUUUACCAAUUUGGAAACCAAUGUGAAUUCUUUCUUUUUUACAACACAUGGCAUCCACCAAUCUUGUUUCACUGUAUGCAGAUGAAUAGCUAUUAUAUUGAGGAAAUAUAUAAGUGGAGUACCGGAACCAGCUUGGGGUGCAGGGGUUGUUUGGGUCUACUGGUAGGGGAAAUUAAGACACAGCUAAUUAACAGUAGCAGUGCAUGUCAGUGUUCUGCAUGUGUAAGUGUUUGUGUGGGCAAAUAUUCAACAUUGGAAGAAUAGUGUACAAUUUGACAUUUUACAUUUGAUCAGUGUUGAUUUUCUGUAAUUUACCAGCCUUUUUCAGUCUGGGGAUAGAAGCUGUGCAAGGUUAUGAGGGUUAUAGAUGUGAGGCAUUGGUACCACACACCAAUGCCUACCAUGCGGUAGUAUUCAUAGAUUACACAUUACGUCACAAGUCUGUUUUGAACAAUCCUUAUGGGGCUGAUAUCCAACUCAAAAUUCUACUCAAAGCUUCCUCAAUGGAUGCUGCUAAAGAUUUUGUCUAAAGUGCAUUACUAAGGCUUGAACAAAUGAUGCCACCUCUAAAAAAAGCAAUUUUUUUUGUAGCUAAACCUUUGUUAGAACUUUGUUAGAAGCAGCUGUUGAUAGCGAGAAACCCCCUCUUGAUAAUACAUUUGAGCAAUGAAGAGAGCUGGGUAUUCAUAACAUAUGGGAGCUGUGGAUAGAGGAACUUUUACCUCCACAUUCAACUGUAGGUCAUAACAGAAUGGCACAAUUGUAAAAAAAAAAAAAACACACAAAAAGACAUGGCAACAAAGAAACAAUACUCCGUUUCUGGUCUAGAGUUAGACUCGCAAUUUGUACAGGAAUGCGCUGCAGAGGGGUGUUUGAAGGGGUGUUAUAGGAGGAUAAUGUUAGGGGUGAAUUUCUAAGGGAGAGGGAAUGAGUGGGAAGGCUUGUCUGGCAUUAACGAUGGGAGAUUUUUUAUGUUAGUUUAUAUCCUCCACACGGUGGUGCUAUAACAAGCACAUCUGGUUAAAUUUGGCACACAUGUUCAGGGUUUUGAGUUUUGCUAUCCUCAUGAUAUGUCAGACAAUACUGGCACACUUUAAACUUGAGUGAAUGAAGCAUCUUGUCAUAGAGAUCUGGAAUUAACUGACUGGCCCUAGAAGGUGGUGGUGGGGGGCGACAUGUCUACAGUUGCAUAUUUACAGUUGGUUUCUGUUUUUGUUUUGUUGGUGGUAUCGAAUAAUGGUGCGUCAAUUGUUGUUUGCUUGCUCUAAACAAUUAUUAUGCUGUAUAGUAUAGUGUAUUGUACAGUAUUUUGGAAUAUAUUGCACACACACACACAAAUGCAAUUCCAUGUGCACUGAAAGUGUGAUUGUCAAUUGUUAAAUUUGCUUUAUUCAAAGAAAAAUGCUAAAAAUGUUGUAGCUCCUUGGAUAGAUUUUUGUAUUGUUUCUCUAUUCUUUUCAAAUGUAUAACAGUUUGGGUACUCCUUGGGUUUUUGUGACUUGUCUUUCUGAAACCUUUUAUUCUCUAAUACUGCAUUCCAAAAGCAUUAAUGCAAUAAAUUAAUUAAUUUUAA
Molecule: messenger RNA, 5439 nt
Organism: Esox lucius (northern pike)
Lineage: Eukaryota; Metazoa; Chordata; Actinopteri; Esociformes; Esocidae
Product: adhesion G protein-coupled receptor F4
Exons: 26
Coding region: 77-3859 (1260 amino acids)
Biological process (GO): G protein-coupled receptor signaling pathway; cell surface receptor signaling pathway
Cellular component (GO): membrane
Molecular function (GO): G protein-coupled receptor activity
Source: RefSeq, a predicted model, not a curated record